AACAAUGUAAACAACCGUUUACGGACUACAUUUCCCAAGAUACUACGCAGUCACACGAUUCGAAAAAUUCAUGGGUCUUGCAGUAUGACGACUCUCAACCUGCGUCAUUUUGUUGUUAUUGAGCAGAAGAGAUUUGCAUCAAAGCUAUGAGAUCAAGUGGUGCAGCCGUUUUCACAAGACAUAAUCCGUUUCCACCGGAUCCUCCAUUGUCCAAGAGCCACUACAGUCCAUCUAGAUCCAGAAAAAUCCCAAAGCAACAAAAACGGCUGGUGAGAGACGUGGCUUUUCAUUGCCUUGAGUCCAGUCCGAUUCGCUGAACCACCAAGUCCUCCAGAUCCUCCUCAGACAGCAUCUUUAAGAAAGGAGGACCAGGUCUUCCAUGAAAGAUCACGUAGUGUGGUUCUCUGCCCUCCUUCAUCUACUGAAUGCCAGCUGAGCUUCUCUGAGUCUUGGCCUUCCACUGAGCUCAGUUGCUCUGCUGACAACACUAACAUUUCUCCCUGCUCUGAAGCUCAAACAAAAGCCAUGAGAAACAUGGUUGCACCGGAGACAAAUGGAUCCAAGGAACCAUCAGUUCUUGCAAAGUACAUUGAACGCUUUCGUUUCGGAAAGCCACAGAGUCGAGAGGAGAGGCAGCACCAGACGACUGAUGGAGGAGUAGAUCAGCCAUUUUGGUGGAUGUCCACAUCUCCUCCAUCCAGUUCAACACCAACACAAUCUUCAGAGAAACAUAUCAGAGAAGCACUUGACCUCAUGAAUGAUGAUCCUGAAAUCAGCCAGAGCCCAAUUUCGAAGCCUCGGCUUGAUGAAACUUCAAUGUCUCCAACUAGACACAUGCUCAACCUCAGCCUGCUGAGUGAAUUAUGUGAAUCAUCGCACUGUGAUCAAGAAGAACCAGAGAUACUGCAGCUACAGGAGCGAGCCAGCCGUUUACUGCAGAGGAGUGAGCAUUCUCUCAGCAGUGUCUCUGUGCCUAUCAGCUCUGAGGGUCUGGGCUGCUCUGAUUUCUCCUCACCCGUCAGCACAGAUGAGCCACUCAGAAGACCAGUCCUGUCCACCUUAAUGCCUUCAAACCACCUGGUUUUAGAGGCCGGUUUGUGUGAAGGGAUGCCUAUUCCUCCAGCAGUGGGUUCUGAAGGGUCUGGUGUCCGCCGUGAAGAUGACAUCCUGUUUCAGUGGCGUUUGAGAAGGAAGAUGGAACAGGCUAGACAGCGGUGUCUGGAGGCCCCUUUUUACAAUUCUGUUCUCCAUUUACCUCUGUCACAAACUGCAGGACCAAACAAGAAGCAAAGCACAUUAAACAGCUCGCCUCAUCAGACAGCAAACCUCUCCUUCACACCAGUCACCUCCGUUAGCCUCGAUCCUCCAGUCCUUGAAACUACUCUCCCUAUUUCAAGCCCCAGCGUCUCCAGACUCCAGCCUGAUGUCAUUCGAGAGCAACCAGACCUCGACGUCCAUCCCAAAGCCCUUCGCCAGCACUCCAGUAGAACUGUCACAAACAAUCUGGAAUCUCCUUAUUCCCAAUCACAGCAACAACAACACCGCAAACAAAUCAGACCACGAACCAGCAUCCCAGAAAGCACAGCAGAGCAGCGCACACAGAGAUCACAGAGAUCAUCUUCUCCAUCUCCACAAACAUCUGACAGCACAGAGGAGCACUGGCCAAACCUGAAGGAGAAGAAGGAGACUGCAGGCAAAAGAAAGACUGAACAUGAGAGACGAGAGAAGAAGAAGAAUGCACCUUCAAGCCAAAAGAAGAAAUCAGAACGUCAUGCUAGCGAGGCAGGCAGAAGCCCAGUGAGAGUCAGACAUUCCAGGGGUCAUGAAGGGGUCACUCGCAAUCCGGAGAAGCCAAGUGGAAAAAGCAGGUGGCAGGAAGAGUGUCAAAGUUCAGCACGAGGAGGAAACCGAGCACCGCCACCCUCACCUAUACACAACGCUCUGGGACAGGCAGUCUCUGAGGUGCUGUUUGCCGGUUCAGAUUCUCCAACACAAUGCAAGACUCCAAGUUCUUCAGAUUCUCAAGCAUACACACCACCUCCACCCCCACAAUCCCCAGCGGUCUCUUGUUCCGGUGUGCAGCAAUCCGUGCAGGUCAUAGAUCAACUCAUGCAGGACGCAGAAGACUCUGAUGGGGAGGAGUUUGAAGACGAUCCAUUAUUGCAAGUACUCAGACAACAGAGAAAAUGGGUAAAGGAUCAACUUCGUGAGGUGGACCUGAUGCUCCAGCACCUCUGAGGAGCACAAUUGCUGUCACAAAGAUGCAAUAAUACCUUUCAAACAUGAUAUCAUGUGUUUAUUUUUGCUACUAUUUAUUAAUGCUGUUUUAUAUUUGAGAUUCAAACGUUUUCUAAUGUAUUUCUAAAUAAAGACCUCUGCAAAUAAGA
Danio rerio (zebrafish) is the source of this 2387-nucleotide messenger RNA. NCBI's taxonomy places the organism in Eukaryota, Metazoa, Chordata, Actinopteri, Cypriniformes, Danionidae. The record is from RefSeq and is a predicted model, not a curated record.